UCAACAUCUAAUCUUAUCACAUGAAGGGGGUUGGGCAGAAAUAAGGUUUAGUGUACACAGAACAUUGGUGUAGACAGGUUUGGGACUUCAAAGAAAAUGGAGGUCUCCAAAAACUAUAUUGUUCUCCUCCAAGACUAUCUCAACAAAGCUUGUGAAGGCAAGCCUGCCUGGGAGAUCAUUUUGAAGACAGCAGGAACAACUGUCCUUUUAGUAUGGGCAAAAGACUUCAUAUUCCAAGAUGAAAGUAUGUACUUUUAGCUGGGAGGCUGGCUUUGCUUCUGGAACAGUGUACAAUGGCAACAAAACACUAACAGAACUUAUGACAAAGGUUUAUGGUAUGUCAGCCUGGUCUAAUCCUCUUCAUCCUGAUGUCUUCCCGGGUGUGAGAAAAAUGGAGGCAGAGGUGGUGAGAAUGUGCUGCACAAUGUUCCAUGGAGAUGCAUCUAGUUGUGGAGUUAUGACGACUGGAGGUACUGAAAGCAUUAUUAUGGCAUGCAAAGCCUAUCGUGACUAUGCUAUCAAUGUAAAGGGCAUCAAGAAACCUGAGAUGCUAGUUCCAGUGUCUGCUCAUGCUGCCUUUGAUAAAGGUGCACAGUUGUUAGGGAUGCGAAUCAGGCAUGUUCCUCUUGACAGUGAAACAAUGAAAGUUGAUAUUGCAGCCAUGAGAAAGAUGAUCAACCGCAACACAUGCAUGCUUGCAGGCUCAGCCCCACAAUUCCCACAUGGUGUCAUGGAUCCCAUCAUUGAAAUAGGUGGUUUGGGCCUUCAGUAUGAUAUCCCUGUCCAUGUAGAUGCAUGUCUUGGAGGUUUUCUCAUUCCGUUCAUGGAUGAUGCAGGAUUUCCUCUUGCGCCAUUUGAUUUCCGUGUUCAAGGAGUUACUAGUAUAUCUGCUGAUACCCAUAAGUAUGGUUAUGCACCAAAAGGGUCUUCAGUUAUCAUGUACAAUGAACCUAAGUGGCGACACCAUCAGUUCUUUGUUACCCCUGACUGGCCAGGCGGUAUUUAUGCCACCCCGACAAUUGGUGGCUCAAGAUCUGGUGGCAUAGUGUCAGCUUGUUGGGCUGCUUUGGUGUACCACGGCAAACAAGGUUAUGUUGAUUAUACAAGGAGUAUCAUCCAAACUACUAGAAAGAUAGAAGAAGGGUGUCGCAACAUCAAAGGAGUCUUUGUGUAUGGCAAGCCAGAAGUAUCAGUUGUUGCCUUAGGGUCCAAUGACUAUAACAUCUAUCAGCUCUCGGAUAGAAUGGGCAAGAGAGGCUGGAAUUUAAAUGCUUUGCAGUACCCUGCUAGCAUCCACAUUGCAGUGACAGUCCUGCAUACCCAUCCAGGUGUUGCUGAGCGUUUCAUCAAAGACAUAAACGAAUUGUCUGCAGAGCUCCUUGCAAACCCACCAAAAGAUUCUGGUGGAAGUGCAGCAUUGUAUGGAAUGGCUCAAAGCAUCCCAGAUCGAUCUCUUGUGGGGGAGAUGGCAUGGUGCUACCUGGAUGCUGUAUAUUCCACCAAAAUAUCAAAGAAGCCCACUAUUGAGUAGGCAGCUCACCAAGAAAUAAGAAGCAGUAUGGAAGAAUAUGGAAAUUGGCUCUUUACAUGGCAGUGUAUUUUCAGGAAGUAAUUUACUGCUCGUUUCCAAACUAUCAUUAACAGUUGUUAUAUAAUAUCACUUGUAAAGGUUUAACAAGAAACAGUAAAGGAUGUCAAUUAAAUGAAGUACAUUGUAAUUUUGGCAAGUUUGAGAGUAUCAUAAGCAAUUAUUCUGGUAUUUAGUGUAGCCAGGAUGUGGUAUUAACAUUUUAUGUUAUUUUUACACGGUUUGUAAUGUGAAGUAUUUU
This is a messenger RNA of Penaeus vannamei (Pacific white shrimp), 1829 nucleotides long. NCBI's taxonomy places the organism in Eukaryota, Metazoa, Arthropoda, Malacostraca, Decapoda, Penaeidae. The record is from RefSeq and is a predicted model, not a curated record.